Messenger RNA from Falco peregrinus (peregrine falcon), 678 nucleotides. RefSeq names its product dynein light chain Tctex-type 4 (gene DYNLT4). Gene Ontology annotation, molecular function: dynein intermediate chain binding. Lineage: Eukaryota; Metazoa; Chordata; Aves; Falconiformes; Falconidae. Gene Ontology annotation, biological process: microtubule-based movement. The coding region runs from base 7 to 678 and encodes 223 amino acids. The record is from RefSeq and is a predicted model, not a curated record. The transcript has a single exon. Gene Ontology annotation, cellular component: cytoplasmic dynein complex; cytoplasm.
ACCCGUAUGGCUGAGCAGCCAGCCCCAGAGGCAGGCCUGCCAGCCCAGGUGACUGCUGUAGACAGAACUGAAGCCCCUCUGCUCCGGGCCACCCGCCGUAGCUCCCAGCCCCCAGCCCGGGGCACCGAGGAAGGCAAACCACAGCUCCUGCCCUCCCGCUGCAGCUCCAUCCUCAACAUGCUCCCAGCACCACUGGCCAGCCGCCGCAGCUCACUUGGGGCUGCCCCGGGGGGUAGGCGCCCCUCCAUCGGGCCCUGGAUGCUCCUCAGCCGUGUGAGCUUCUCUGGGCUCCCUCUUUUCCAGCCCAUCCUCAAAACCCAACUCGAAAACACUUACAGGAUGCAGCCAGAUGAAGGCUGCAAGUUCAAUGCAGGGCGGGUGCAGCAGGUGCUGGAGUGUGCCCUGGCCAGUGCCCUGGGGACCAUGGUCUAUAGCCCCCAGGGCAGUGCCUUGCUAGCCCAAAGCCUGGCCGAGCUGCUGCAGAGCCAGGUGAAGGAGGUGGUGCCACCCCGCUACAAGCUGGUCUGCCAUGUGCUGCUGGGCCAGCGGGGCCAGCAGAGCCUGUUGGUGGCCAGCCGGGCACUGUGGGACCCCGAGAAUGACAACUUUGCCUCUACCACCUUCUCCAAUGCCUCGCUCUUUGCUGUGGCCAUAGUGCAUGGGGUCUACUUUGAAUAG